This is a messenger RNA of Staurois parvus, 696 nucleotides long. The record is from the annotation of a GenBank genome assembly. Lineage: Eukaryota; Metazoa; Chordata; Amphibia; Anura; Ranidae.
AGUCUUGCACAGGUGUACCGGCUCCUCCCCUCUGUCUUUGACAGGUGUACCGGCUCCUCCCCUUCAGUCUUGCACAGGUGUACCGGCUCCUCCCCUUCAGUCUUUGACAGGUGUACCGGCUCCUCCCCUUCAGUCUUGCACAGGUGUACCGGCUCCUCCCCUUCAGUCUUGCACAGGUGUACCGGCUCCUCCCCUUCAGUCUUGCACAGGUGUACCGGCUCCUCCCCUUCAAUCUUGCACAGGUGUACCGGCUCCUCCCCUUCAGUCUUUGACAGGUGUACCGGCUCCUCCCCUUCAGUCUUGCACAGGUGUACCGGCUCCUCCUCUUCAGUCUUGCACAGGUGUACCAGAUCCUCCCCUUCAGUCUUGCACAGGUGUACCGGCUCCUCCCCUUCAGUCUUGCACAGGUGUACCGUCUCCUCCCCUUCAGUCUUGCACAGGUGUGCCAACUCCUCCCCUUCAGUCUUGCACAGGUGUGCCAACUCCUCCCCUUCAGUCUUGCACAGGUGUACCGUCUCCUCCCCUUCAGUCUUGCACAGGUGUACCGUCUCCUCCCCUUCAGUCUUGCACAGGUGUGCCAACUCCUCCCCUUCAGUCUUGCACAGGUGUGCCAACUCCUCCCCUUCAGACUUGCACAGGUGUCCGGCUCCUCCCCUUCAGUCUUGCACAGGUGUACCAGCUCCUCCUCUUCAGUCU